Molecule: messenger RNA, 1179 nt
Organism: Sphaeroforma arctica JP610
Lineage: Eukaryota; Ichthyosporea; Ichthyophonida
Exons: 7
Biological process (GO): RNA polymerase II preinitiation complex assembly; transcription initiation at RNA polymerase II promoter
Cellular component (GO): transcription factor TFIID complex; SAGA complex; SLIK (SAGA-like) complex
Molecular function (GO): RNA polymerase II general transcription initiation factor activity; transcription coactivator activity
Source: RefSeq, a predicted model, not a curated record
CCUCUUUUGGGUCAUAAUUUUCCCAAGGCACAGAAUGCGUGUCGUGUGAUAGGAAGUUCCGAAAACUUGUUUUUCUACGAGAAUACGCCCAUCCCAUUGACGAAACUGGGCCGCCUAGCUCUGGUCGCAAGGGUUCCUAACGAUGUCACCUAUGAAGUUCACUGGCUUGCAAUUGAGGGAAAAUCACCUGCGGUACAGCAAGAAAAAGCCCCAGCUGUAUUCUCAAUUGAAACGGUCAAUCCCAGCCAUGCGCCUCGUGUUGACCUGGAACCCGAGCAAUUGGCAUAUCUGGAGGAUAUCAAGAAGUCUCUGUUAGAUGGCGACCAACAGCGAGUGCGAACAGCCUUGGAUUGCCUGAGCAGUGACCGCAUCAUAGAGCCUCUGGUCCCAUUCUUCAUCGACUUUGUCAUGGAUCUGUUCGAAGAGCACUGCAAAAAUCUUAAGAGCCUUACCGCGGCCGUGCGGCUUCUGCUGGGACUGAUGAAGAACAAGCACGUGGCCGUUCAGCCGUACAUCGCCACACUCCUGCCGCGCGUGAUGUCCUGUGUGCUCAAGCGGUCUCUGCCACCCGGAGGAAAGCGUGCACACAACAGUUCGGUACCUCUACAGGCGCAUGUAUACGCACCCCCGGCGGAGGAUGGCGUGGUGGUGAAUGACUGGCAGUUGCGGGGACUGACGGCUCUGCUGAUACCACUAAUGUGUGACAGGUGGGAGGAUACGAAAACCUCGCUCAAGUCACGCGUGACUAAGCUGUACGUAAAAGGCUUACUGGAAACGGACAAGACCUUUGGGUCCAACUUUGGAGCGAUACUGGGUCUUGCGGCCCUGGGGAACGAGUCAAUUGCCGCGCAUCUCCUUCCUAAUCUCAAAACGUACAGCCAGCUUCUAGAGGCAACGCUAUCCAGAGGUGCGAAGGAUACGGUGAAGACGCGCGAGGCGGAGAUGAUACGCAAACUACUGCAUUCGGUAUUGGGCACCUUCUUCAAUACCUGGUCCACUUCCAAGACAUCGACCGUCACGUCUGUUUCGCUGAGCCGGAGUCAGGCAGACGCAUUGGGGACAUUUGCGGCAAUCCUCCUACCCUUCAUCAACAGUUUGAAUAUUGAGGCGCUGAGUUUCGCCGAUAUGGAUCGCAGAACAUCGAAGAAGAGGAAAAAGGAGAAGCACUUCAAAAAAUAG